ACCCCUCUCCCCAUUCCCACCUCACCCACCAGGCCCAGCUGGCCCGAGCACUGUAUGACAACACUGCUGAGUCCCCCCAGGAGCUGUCCUUCCGCCGAGGGGAUGUUCUGCGGGUACUGCAACAGGAAGGUGCUGGCGGGCUGGACGGCUGGUGCCUCUGCUCCCUGCAUGGCCAGCAGGGCAUUGUGCCUGCCAACAGAGUGAAGCUCCUUCCUGCUGGCCCAGCACCCAAGCCCAGCCUCUCCCCAGUGCCCCCAUCCCCCCAGCCCAGCUCAUCUUAUCCAGUCCUGGAUCACGGCAAAGAGGAGCAGGAGGUAUAUGUGGUGCCACCCCCAGCUCGGCUCUGUCCUGCCUCAGGACCUCCAGCUGGAUCCUCUCCACCCUCCCCUGACUCUAUCUACAAGAUCCCCAGAAGCAGUGGGACCCAGCUUGCUGCCUCCGGAGAUAUCUUAGAGGUCUAUGAUGUGCCCCCCACUGCCCUCCGGGUUCCUUCCAAUGGCCCCUAUGACUGCCCCAUCUCCUUUUCCUACCCUCUGGCUCGGGCUGCCCCGAAGUCCCCUGGAGAGGAUGAAGCUUUCUACGAUGUGCCUUUGGCGCUGAAGCCAUCUGCUGAACUGGAGCCAGAUGUAGAGUGGGAAGGGGGCCGGGAACCAGGGCCCCCUCUCUAUGCUGCCCCCUCCAACCUGAAACGGGCAUCAGCCCUCCUCAACCUGUAUGAAGCACCUGAGGAACUGCUGGCAGAUGGGGAAGGCGGGGGCACUGACGAGGGUAUCUACGAUGUGCCCCUACUAGGGCCGGAGGCUCCCCCUUCUCCAGAGCCCUCAGGAGCCUCAACCUCCAAAGACCUGGACACCUUGGGCCAGCUUCUGGCCAGAAGCCCUCCACCCCCACACAGGCCCCGACUACCCUCAACUGAAAGCUUGUCCCGCCGCCCUCUGCCUGCCCUGCCUGUCCCUGAGGCCUCCAGCCCUUCUCCAGCUCCCUCUCCUGCCCCAGGCCGCAAAGGCAGCAUUCAGGACCGGCCUCUACCCCCACCCCCACCCCGCCUUCCAGGCUAUGGAGGCCCUAAAGUGGAAGGUGAUCCAGAGGACAGGGAAGUAGGAGAUGAUCCUGCAGGACACCACAAUGAGUAUGAGGGCAUUCCAGUGGCUGAGGAGUAUGACUAUGUCCACCUAAAGGGCAUGGAUAAAGCUCAGGGAUCUAGGCCCCUGGAUAAGACCUCCACAGGGGAUCCUGAAUUGCUGGAGAAGGGACUACCAGUGCAGCAGGAGGCCCUGUCCCCAGGGGAGCCACUCGUUCUAUCCACUGCAGAUCUACAACUCCUACACUUCUAUGCAGGACAGUGCCAGAGCCACUACUCAACACUGCAGACAGCUGUGUCAGCACUGAUGUCCAGCACCCAGACUAAUCAACCCCCACGCCUCUUUGUGCCCCACGGGAAGAGGGUGGUAGUGGCUGCUCAUCGCCUGGUGUUUGUUGGGGACACACUGGGCCGGCUGGUAGCCUCUGCCCCUUUGCGAGCACAGGUUGGGGCUGCCGGUACAGCACUAGGCCAGGCACUACGGGCCACUGUGCUGGCUGUCAAGGGAGCCGCACUGGGCUACCCAUCUGGCCCUGCAGCCCAAGAGAUGGAGCAGUGUGUGGUAGAAUUGGCCAGUCAGGCCCUCCGGUUCACCACCCUGCUCACCAGCCUGGCCUCCUGAGGGCCUUGGCACAACUCUGCCCCUCCCUGACCUGCCAAAGCUCCCCUUCGGUUCUCAGGUGGCUGGAGGGCUCUGUUUUAGGGACUAGGAGAGGUGGUAGUAUCUUUCCCCUUUCCUGCCCCUUCCUGUCAUCUCAGCCUCUUACAGGCAUCUUUUCUUUCUAACCCAUAGCUUUUUA
Otolemur garnettii (small-eared galago) is the source of this 1881-nucleotide messenger RNA. RefSeq names its product embryonal Fyn-associated substrate-like. The record is from RefSeq and is a predicted model, not a curated record. Gene Ontology annotation, molecular function: protein binding. Gene Ontology annotation, biological process: cell migration; cell surface receptor protein tyrosine kinase signaling pathway. Gene Ontology annotation, cellular component: focal adhesion; cytoplasm; plasma membrane. The annotation marks the transcript as partial. The transcript has 5 exons. Lineage: Eukaryota; Metazoa; Chordata; Mammalia; Primates; Galagidae.